GGAGAGAUUAUUUCCGGGGCGGUAUGGAUAAACUGUAACGGAAGUGACGUGUCGCGCCUGGCUGCGUUAUGGAGCAGCAGCAGCAGCAAUUGAGAAACUUGCGAGACUUCCUGUUGGUGUACAAUCGGAUGACAGAACUCUGUUUCCAGCGCUGUGUGCCCAGCCUGCACCACCGAGCUCUGGACGCUGAGGAGGAGGCCUGCCUGCACAGUUGUGCUGGAAAGCUGAUACAUUCCAACCACCGCCUCAUGGCCGCUUACGUGCAGCUCAUGCCUGCCCUGGUACAGCGCCGCAUCGCAGACUAUGAGGCCGCCUCAGCUGUGCCAGGUGUUACUGCAGAACAGCCCACAGUCUCACCACCAGGCAGCUAGCCAACCCUAACCCCAGGAGGGAAGGUACUGGAAGGACCCAGUGGAUCUUGGGCUUGGUGAAGCCUGGACAGAGAGAUUGAGGGAUUGCCAGAAAGCUGGGUACUGUUGCUCCUUUUCUGGAAGCAAUAAACCCAGUUUUUGCUGUUUGGUUUAUAUUAUGAGUUGGGAACCUUUUUGAUGGUUUUAUUAGCACCAUCCUUUGUUAUGUCAUUUAGUUCGUAUUUGCUGGCUUCACUCCAGCAGCUGAGCAAUUGCCUUUUGCAUCUAGAAGGAUAGCCUCAGUUUUCCAGGCACGUGAUUAGAGCAGGGACUGUGGGUACAAUUUACAAGUUGGUAGUACAAACAUGAAGCUAGUUGCUGUUCAGAUGACCGAUAAAAUAAUGAGAGAUCUCUCUGGCUUUCUUUGAGUUUUUCUGUCUUAAAUGGCCAAGUAUGCAUUGGCAUAAAACUAUUUUUUCCUGGACUGUGUCUUAGAAAAAGAGUUCUAUUGGAUAUAGGGCAAGAAGGUGAUGUCAACAACAGAAGGGGGGAAAAAACCAAACCUCAAAGAAACCUUUGGUUUUUUUAGGCAUUGCUUCUUAGGAAGUCAGUGGUCACAGAACACAUAUAAAACCUCUAAGAACUGGAGGUGUUCUAUAUUUGCAGCCAUUUCCCCAAGUUAGUUUCUUAGUCUUCCUGGGAUCAACAUUAAAAUGCUUAUUUAAAUAAGGAAGAAGCAGUUCUUCAGGGGCAAUCAAGAAUGCGGAAACUACAGUACUGUCAAAUCUGGGCAAGAUAAAUCUAAGGGAAAAGUAGGUAGUGGUGUUUAUUAAAAAAAUAAAAUUAAAAAUCUGUGGCUCCUUUUUAACGCUACCUUAAUGCAUCACUGACUACUAUCUAAAAUCCUGUAAUUCCAGCUUUCCACCCUGUCCCUGACAUUAUUCUCACUAUACUCCAGUGACUUAUAAUUCUAGCCUCUAUGUUCUUGUUUGUUUGCUUGCUUGUUUGUUUGUUUGGGUUUUUUUUUCUUUUUAUUGAGUUUAUUGG
This is a messenger RNA of Fukomys damarensis (Damara mole-rat), 1397 nucleotides long. It is a transcript of the gene Timm10b, whose product is annotated as translocase of inner mitochondrial membrane 10B. Gene Ontology annotation, cellular component: mitochondrial intermembrane space chaperone complex. Bases 69 to 371 code for a protein of 100 amino acids. The record is from RefSeq and is a predicted model, not a curated record. The transcript has 3 exons. NCBI's taxonomy places the organism in Eukaryota, Metazoa, Chordata, Mammalia, Rodentia, Bathyergidae.